AUGAUUUGGUGGCGGUUUUUUCUUGACUUACGACAGCCGUCGCCGAAUUCUAAGUCCCUCGAUAAGACACCUGGAUUGUCAAAAGAUUUGUCUACUCUAUCUAAUGCAGCUGGCAAAUCUUUACCAAAACCACGUCUGAUCUUCAACACGUCUGCUCGUUAUAUUAAUAACAGUUUAGAAUGUUGGACUGAUGACGACUAUUUGCACUGGAAACAAGGUGAUUUUUAUCCACCUGGUCAGUCAAAUGGUUCAAUUGCCUUUAUGAUCUUGACUGGUGAUAGUAACUUACGUACUCGCUGUGAUGUCAUUAUGUGCACAUUCGGCGUCACUAUUCAUCCAUCACGACUCUUUUUCGUGGGUGAAUCAUCAUCGGAUAGACGAGUACCAAUUUAUGAUGUGGUUGCACCCGACACACCGAGACCAGUUAACAUUUGGUGGAGCAAGCAAAAAGUCACUCGAGGUUUAGAUGUUGUUAUUAACAUGAUUAAUAAAAUGGCUGACGGCACAGAUAUCAAGUGGCUUAUGGUAAUGGAUGAUGAUACGUUUGUUUCUCCACCGAAUUUAAGAUUAGUUUUAUCGGAUUAUGAUCCUCAACAACCGCUAAUGAUCGGAAACGCAUGUGAAGAUCGAUUUUGUGGUGGUGGAGGCUAUGUUUUUUCAAGAGCCUUAUUCGAAAAAUUCCCUCCAUUCAUUUUGUCGUGUUACCCAAACAAACCAGGUGGAUAUAGUGAUAUGGUUGUGCCUCGAUGUAUCACCGCUAAAACUGGAGUUCGACCGACCGAUCGAAGAGAGUUCAAUACUCAACCACCAGACCACUAUACUACACGAGAUGUAUUAGCCGCUCGACCAAAUGGAUUCGGGAGAGCUGCUACUUUUCAUUAUCUGAGAUUGCCAAAAAACUACCUAGACUUGUGGAGACUUCAUCAAGCGUUUUACCGGGAUGGAACAUAA
Molecule: messenger RNA, 951 nt
Organism: Rotaria sp. Silwood1
Lineage: Eukaryota; Metazoa; Rotifera; Eurotatoria; Philodinida; Philodinidae
Source: the annotation of a GenBank genome assembly